AUGGGGAACGGUUCCAUGAAAUCGAAGCGGUACAAACACACGGACAUCUCCGCCAACGCAGCCAACGCCGCCAACGCCUCCAACAGCCGAGCCCACAAAAACCACGGCUUCAAAAACCCAUCCCUGGACUCUCUGAGGAACCGGGUGGACGAGCUGGAGCUGGAGGUCAAGCGGCGGGACGAGGAGCUCGGCGCCAAGGAGCGCCAGAUCAAAGGCCUCCAGGAGCAGCUGGCCGGCCAGACCCGAUCUCUGGCCGAGCUGAGCGAGGAGCUGCAGGAGAAGGGCGUCCAGCUCGGCAAGCUGCAGGACGUGAUGAGGAGCCAGGGAGGCGGGGCCCCGGCGACCUCGAGAACCCCCUCCGUCAAGGGAAGCGUCAACCGGAGGAAAGGGGCCAAGUCCGGGGUGUCGGCCGAACCCACGUCUAGGACCUACGACUCCGGAGGCCUGCCCAAGUUCUCCUUCGAGAAGGCCCGGGUGUCGAAGGACGUCAGCGUGAAGAAGCUGCUGGUCGACGCCCUGAACAAGAACCAGUACCUGAGGCGGCUGGAGGUGCAGCAGAUCAAGGACAUGGUGGAGUGCAUGUACGAGCGCACCUACCAGCAGGGGGAUGACGUCAUCCAGCAGGGGGAGCCCGGGCACCACCUCUUCGUCCUGGCAGACGGGAAGCUGGACGUGUUCCAGCACAACAAGCUGCUGGCGUCCAUCACGGUGUGGACCACGUUUGGAGAGCUCGCCAUCCUGUACAACUGCACGAGGACCGCGUCGGUGAGAGCGGUGAACAAAGUGAGGACGUGGGCGUUGGACCGGGAGGUGUUCCAGAACAUCAUGAGGAGGACGGCCGAGACGCGGCACGAACAGUACCGCAACUUCCUCCGGAGCGUUUCCCUCUUGGCUUAUCUACCGGAGGACAAGCUCAGCAAAAUAGUGGACUGCCUGGAGGUGGAAUACUUUGACAAGGGAGAGCACAUCAUCCGGGAGGGAGAGGAGGGGAGCACCUUCUACAUCAUCGCACAGGGGAAGGUGAAGGUGACCCAGACCACCGAGAACCACGAGCUGCCGCAGACCAUCAACACGCUGCACAAGGGGGACUACUUUGGAGAGAAGGCCCUCAUCAGUGAUGACGUCAGGUCGGCGAACAUCAUGGCUGACGAGAACGGGGUGGAGUGCCUUGUCAUCGACAGAGAGACCUUCGAUCAGACGGUGGGAACCUUCGACGAGCUGCAGAAGUACCUCCAGGGCUACGUGGCGACGCUUGACAGCGACGACAAGAAGAGGCACGCCAGGAGGUCGGUGUCGCAUCACCAGAGCCAGCCGCUGUCGCCGGACGUCCUCCAGCUAAAGGAGAUGGUGUCGGAGUUUCCUCCGUCCAAGCCCUUCGACCACCUGGAGGUCGUCGCUACCCUCGGGGUCGGCGGCUUCGGUCGGGUAGAACUGGUGAAGGUGCGGGGCGAGGACGUGACCUUCGCUCUCAAGGUCAUCAAGAAGAAGCACGUCGUGGACAACAGGCAGGAGGAGCACAUCCACUCGGAGAGGAAGAUCCUCGCCGAGGCUCGCUCGCCGUUCGUCGUCAAACUCUAUCGCACCUUCAAGGACGACAAGUUUGUGUACAUGCUGCUGGAGGCCUGUCUGGGCGGAGAGAUUUGGAGUCUGCUCCGAGACCGGGGAAGUUUCGAUGAGCCCACCGCCAAAUUCUGCGUGGGUUGCGUCACGGAGGCGUUCGAUUACCUCCAUCGCAAAGGGGUCCUCUACAGGGACCUGAAGCCUGAGAACCUCAUGUUGGAUACCGAGGGCUACAUCAAACUGGUCGACUUCGGCUUCGCCAAGAAGAUCCGAUGUGGCCAGAAGACCUGGACCUUCUGCGGGACGCCGGAGUACGGCCCCGAGAUCAUCCUCAACAAAGGCCACAACUUCAGCGUGGACUUCUGGUCUCUGGGCAUCCUGGUGUUCGAGCUCCUAACCGGCAGUCCUCCGUUCUCCGGCAGUGACCAGAUGAUGACGUACACUUUCAUCUUGAAGGGAAUCGAGAAAAUGGACUUUCCCAAGAAGGUCACCAAGAGACCCGAGGACCUCAUACGCAAGCUGUGCUGGCGAAAUCCCUCAGAGCGACUCGGCAACCUCAAAAACGGAAUAGCUGAUAUCAAGAAGCACAGGUGGUUCAACGGCUUCAACUGGGAGGGACUGAAGGUCAUGACUUCACAGUCUCCAUUGAAAAGAGAACUCACAGGACCGACGGAUCACAGCUAUUUCGACAGCUACCCUCCGGAUGAGGAGAGUCCACCCGAUGAGCAGUCUGGUUGGGACGUGGACUUCUGAGGCCUUCGGCUCCAUCUUUCCAUCAUUGUCCUUCCUUUGCACACCCCGACAAACCACAACUUAAGGGGGAAAAUGGGUGUUGGGGUGACCUCGGAUCCCCUCGGGCAGCCAUGGUGGACGUCCACAGGUUCUGGGAAGCCGUAGCUGCUGUUAGCUGGCUACUUUGUGAGCUUCUGGUUAGCCUUCUCAACACAAACAAACAAUUAGAGGAGAAUUCUACUUCGACUGUCGAGUUAAACCGCUUGUUACGUUACCAUCACGAUCCUUUUGGACAAUAUAUCUGACAGGCACUCGGAUAAAGUGUGCUAGUACUAAAAGUGGUAGUGUAAUCGUACAGUGUAUUAAAACUAGAAUCCUUAAUACUGAAACACAGCAAUGGUUCUCCACAAUCUGCUGUUGGAAUAAAUUGAACCUGUGUGUUGCGAUCAGGCCGCAAACUCCGGUUCUGCCGAGUGAAGCCAAACGUGCACACUCUCUCUACUGGCUACCAGAGGGCGAGUCGUCUGGUUGUAUAGAAGUAAAAGCUUAAUGUAUUCAAGCUACAUUAUCUCUACUAUCUACCGGGGGGCUGCUCGUCUGGUUGUAUAGAAGUCUAUGCUUUAUGUGUUGAAGCUGCAUCAUCUCUACCAGCGACGAGGGGGCAACUCCUCUGGUUGUAUAGAAAUCUAUGCUUUAUGUGUUAAAGCAGCAUUCUCUCUCCUGACCACCAGGGGGUGACUCCUCUGGUUGUAUAGAAGGAUAUGCUUCAUAUUUUAAAGCGGCAUUCUCUCUACUAAACACCUGGGUGUGACCCCUCUGGUUGUAUAGAAGUCUAUGUCAUGUGUUAAAGUUGCAUUCUCUCUACUGACCACCAGGGGGGGCGACUCCUCUGGUUGUAUAGAAGUCUAUGCUUCAUGUGUUAAAGCUGAAUUCUCUCUCCUGACAACCAGGGGGCGACUCUGGUUUUAUAGAAGUCUAUAUAAAUGACUCUACUUCUCUCUUGAUUUAUCCCCUCAGUAAACAUGAGUUUAUGUCUCAA
Molecule: messenger RNA, 3331 nt
Organism: Pseudoliparis swirei
Lineage: Eukaryota; Metazoa; Chordata; Actinopteri; Perciformes; Liparidae
Gene: prkg2
Product: protein kinase cGMP-dependent 2
Biological process (GO): protein phosphorylation
Molecular function (GO): cGMP-dependent protein kinase activity; ATP binding
Source: RefSeq, a predicted model, not a curated record